This is a messenger RNA of Lymnaea stagnalis (great pond snail), 16904 nucleotides long. Lineage: Eukaryota; Metazoa; Mollusca; Gastropoda; Lymnaeidae. The record is from the annotation of a GenBank genome assembly.
UGGCUCGUCACCCUGAACUAUGCUGUGUUGUAUUCACGUUUCUGAUAACUCUUUUCAUCAAGUAUGGUACUAGGUAAAUAUGCUGAACUAAAUAACCGAUCUUUCUUCAAUCAAGCAAAAACUAAAUUUAUUUCUGAAUCUGUGAAUUCAGGUAACUGUGUAAGCGGUAUUUGUUGAGCUUCAGGUGGGAAUGAGCGAGUGCAUUUAGUGAGAUUUAUGAUUAAUAUCAAGGGCCUAAGGCUUACUAUAGUGAUGAGUCUGCUCAACUAAUGUUAAUUAAAACCCUUGCCAGCAUUUAGUUAUGACAAUCAGUGAAUCACUGAAGUUUAAACUGAACCAAGUUUAUGUGAGAAAAAUUUGGUAUAUGCCAAAUGCAAAGAAGAGAAAAUGAAUAAAAUACCAUGCCAUGCUGACAUGCAAUAAUCCAUUUUCAAAUAUGGUGGAAAAAUUAAAAUAUUAUAAAUACCCAACCAAUGAAAUUUUAAAAUUAUAAUUAAUCAACCAAUAAAAUUUUUAUACAAAACAUACCAUUGUCGUAUUUUUACUCUAGUAACAAAAAAACAAGGGGACUGAAUCAAAAACAUAAACGUAACAAAAACAUGCAAAUGACGUAAAGGCAUCUCUUCUUUGCAUUGACCAAGAAUUUGAAUUGAGGGUAAUUUAACUCGUGACGGAUCUCCCUGUUUUACUGUGUUUUCGCCCUACUUUUUUUGACACAACCACCAUAUUUGUUGCCAUGACGGUAGACAUUAUUUAUUUAUUUAGGCAUUUUUAUAUAGCGUUUAUCAUAAAGCUCUAAGCGCUUUACAAUUAUUAAAACAUGUAAACUAAGUAAAUACAUUAAAAAAGGGCUAAAAGGUUCCCAAGUUUCUGUAUUAUGAGUGAACUCCUCUUUGUUAAAUUGCGUAUUAGUAUUGUUACUACUAUUAAUAGAGUUAAAUAUUCUUUAUUAUAUUAUAUUUUUUUAUUGGCAACUCUGACAUUACACUCUCUCCCUCUGCCAGAAACCUUGGAGUCACGCUCACGGACACCCUCUCCAUGGAGAAACAUGUCACGAAUAUAUGCAGAUCAGCAUAUAACGAAAUUAGAAAAAUCAGCACCAUUAGACACCUCCUCUCCUUUGAUGCCACAAAAACUCUCGUCUCUUCACUCAUUCUUUCAAAAUUUGACUACUGUAACAUUCUUCUCUCAGGCAUUCCUCAACACCACAUAGAAAAACUUCAGAAGGCACAGAACUCAGCAUGCAGACUCAUUUUUAAAUCAAAGAAACAUGACCACAUUCAACCACACAUGCGGCAACUCCACUGGCUUCCAAUAUCCUCUCGCAUCAAAUACAAGUCUGCCAAUCUUUGCUUCAACUCGUUCACUGACCCUCACUUUCCUGUCUAUCUCUCUGAACUGUUGCUUCCUUACAUCCCCACAAGACAACUACGUUCUUCCAUUGACAGUAGAACCCUCUCAAUCCCAAGAACUAAAACUAAGACCAUCGGUGAACGCUCCUUCUGCUUCCAUGGGCCCACGUUCUGGAACCAGCUCCCCUUCCAUAUACGUCAUAGUGAAACCUCGUCCAUUUUCAAAAAGUCCCUUAAAACUCAUCUGUUUAGGUCCGCCUAUGACCUGUGAUGCACCCUCCUUGCCCUACCUCAUUUUCUGUUUCGGGUUGAUCCUGAAGUGUCAAAGUGUCCUCGUUUUAUAGCCAUUUUCAUUGUUUCUAUAGUAUAGUAGUUACUAUCCUAGUGUCUCAUUUGUAUUUACUUAGUUUACAUGUUUUAAUAAUUGUAAAGCGCUUAGAGCUUUAUGAUAAGCGCUAUAUAAAAAUGCCUAAAUAAAUAAAUAAAUAAAUAUUAAAAUUAUAACAUUUCAAAGUGAGGUUAAUUAAUACCAGUAAUUGCUGGGUUUUUUCUGAGUCUGAUCAUUUGAUAAAUGGAUUUUGACUUUAUUAAUAUUGAUAUCAUAUGGUCUGAUAUGGUUAUCUCCCUUAUGUGAACAUGAAUCUUCAAACAUAAAAAUCAGUCUCCCUAACAGACCCUGUAUUAUGCUUCCGUUGCAUAAAAAGAACACAUAAUAACUAUUGAAAAAGUGAAAAAUCAACAUAUUUUAUAUAACAAACUUAAGUUAAUAAUUAGCAAAAAGCUUGCAAAAUUUAUGAAUUUUAUUUUUUCAAAAAACCUAACCUAAAAUCUGUCCCUCUGCCUAACUGAACGUUAAAUGUCCCUAGUGCGAAAAUCAGUGCUCCUUUCUCAAGCAUAAAUCUUCAUAACUAAAAUCAUCCUCCCUAACUCUAGCGUAAAUCUUCAAACUCUAAAAAACAUGUGUUUAUGUGUUACACAUUGUUGUCGGAAAAUCAUAGAUUUGAAUAAAAAGAUUACAAUUUUUUUGAAAAGUUUUUAACCCUAACCCUAACCAUCUUGCAGUUUAAUCAAAUACACUUUAACAAACUCCAAAAAUAAACUCUAAAACAUACAAUUUAAGACAAGAUCCAGACUCAACCAGGGAAAAGUAGAAUCUCGUUUUAAAAUAAAGGUAUUGAUUAACCCUGCUUUGAAAUAUUAAUUAUAAAAUACAUUCCAGCAGUGUUUAAGAUCGAAAAAGAGAAUAGUUAACAAUAGUAAAAAUCCACUAAUAAAUAAAGGUGAUUUCAAUCAUCCACAGAAACUCGGUUGGGGGGGGGGGGGGACAGUCAAACGUAAAUUGACCAAAUUGGGUCCUAAGCCUAAGAUAAUAGUAAAAAUCCCCCAAUAAAUAAAGGGGAGUUCAAACCUCCACAGAAACUCGGUUGGGGGGGGGGGGGCGACAGUCAAACGUAAAUUGACCAAAUUGAGUCCUAAGCCUAAAGUCACAAAGGUGGCUAAAGACAAGGGCUUAAUCAAAUGAUCUUAAUUAAACUUAUAGACUCAGACUUAAAUUCAUGCCACAAUAUUUAUUGAUACUCUGAAAUCUUUGAAAAACCAUACAAAAUCCUUUAUGGUGGUACAUCUUUUAAAAUGCCUAAACAGUGCACAAAGUAUGUGCAAACUGUACUGGUUGGCAUGUAUUACUGUAGGCCUUUAUUUUAAAAUAAUUUUUGUUCAAAAUUUUGUUUGACUCUUUUUUUUUUUAAAGCAGUUUCAAGACCAAGCCACUGACACUACCCCCAAAACAACCACAGUAUAUGUUUACACCAUCAUCAUAUGUGCUGGAUUCCCCCCGGGGCUCAUUGAUUCCUUUAAUACAGCUGUUACACGAACAUGAAUUUGUAUUUGUAAUGUAUUAUGCCCCCUGGUGUUACAAGUCUCAAGCUGCUAGGGCAGAGUUUUUAAAGGCUGCUAACUUUUUUAAAGGAGAGGUACAGUAUUUUUAGUCUGUCUUUAUUUUUUAACAAAUAUCAUUACAAAUUCUGCUUUCUAAUGUUAAUAUUUUGAAAUAUGGAAGAAAGAGUUAUUUGUUGUUUUCAAUAUCCAAGGUUUGACUGAAAAUACUCAACAGAUCUAUAAUACAAUAUAUAAGUCAACACCAUUUUUCCUUAUAACAGGUUCACUUUGCUGCAGUUAACUGCUGGUGGCCAGAAGGUGAAUGCAAAAAACGAUACAAAUUUUUAAUGUUUCCUGUCUUCUUGGCAUACCAUACAAGGCUUGAUGGCUACAGAUUUUUUGGUAUUUAAUUUUAAUAACAAGAUUAUUAUUUUGCAAUAGUUAUUUAAGAUAUCUUUUAAAUAUCUAGUUUAUACUAAUGUCAUUUAUACUAAAAAUAGCACCAGCUGUAUUUAAGCUUUUUUUUUUUUAGUUAGUAUUUGCUUUUUAACGCUGUAAAGGUUAUUACUUUGAAAAUUUACACCAGUGGCCUUCUAAAAUCAUAAGUACUGUUUGUUGUUUUAUAUAAGGUAAAUUCUUAUUAUCUCAGGAUGUUAGUAUACAUAUUUUUGGCAAACCUAUUAUUAAUUUUACAAAUGUGAUUUUAACUAGAUUAUUGUUUUCAAUUGGUCUUCAUAGUAAAAAUACUGACUUUGCCUGCAUUAUAAAACUCCAUUCUGUACAGGGUUGAAUUUCUGUGAUAAACAGUUACUGUCAAGAAUUUGCUCUGUUUUGUGUCAGUUCCAAGCAUAUAAUAGAUACAUUUAACUCUGUUGUUUAUACAUGCAGAUUAAGAGAAUCAUAGAAAUAAAUUUGGUACUUACAUUACAGAUCAUGGAAGACUUGAAAUGUUUUAUCAGAAAUAGACAUAUAUUAAUCCAUAUUUUGAACUAUAAAUAGGCCUCUUAACUUUUAAAUUCUUUAUCUGUUUUAAUUAUGUUUCAUGGUUUAAGUUAGGGAAAAAUUUUACAUUUUAUUAUAAAUUUUUUUUAAAAACCAACAACUCAUAAUUAAAGACCUUAGUGCUAAAAGUCCUUAAAUCACAAAAUACACAUUUUGAGAUAAAGUUCAAAUAUUCUUUUCGUUUAUAAAAUGUGAUCAUUUUUAUAUUAUGUCUUGUUUAAUUAAGUGACUUAGGCACAUUUUAAUUUGUUCAAAUUUCUGCAGUACACUUGGCUAAACCCGAUAAGAAAAGGUCACAAGUUUAGACUGAUUUUGACAAACGUGUGACUUAAGUACUUUUAUUAGCACUGGGGUCUUCAAUUGAAAAUCCUUAUUUUGAUCUUAAAUAAAAUCUGUUGAUUAAGCAACUUAAGGGAAAUAAUUACAUUUUCAUUUAAGAGGAUAUAAUUUAGUAAACAUUUUAUUCUGCAGGUCAUGCGAGAGCAGAACAUAUGAUCAAAUUUAUAGAAAACCUUAUUCGUCCUCUUCAAAUUAUGCAUUCAACAACAGGCAUUAUAGAAUUAAUUUCCCAGCAUGAGGUAAUUUUAUCUGCAAUAUUUUUUCAAUAGAGACAUGGCUGUUACAUUUCCAGUUAUUUAAAAAUUUUAAAAAUACUUUUUAAAUAUAAAAUCCAGUGAAAUUAACAUCAGUUAUGGAAAUAAAAAGUUUUAGUCAAAUGCUGUGAGAAAAAAAAAAUUGAUUGUUGGUAUUAAUUUGUAAUUAUGUUUUAAUUUCUCACAAAUGUAUCACUAUUAAUGAUAUUCUGGAGUAACAGCAUUUAGCCUCCUUAACAUUUUUGGUCUUUUUACAUAUUACAGAACAUCAUCCUUGGCUAUUUUAAUCUUUCAUUACCAAAUAGUACUGAUGCUUACAAUCAGUUUUAUUAUGCUUCAAUGCGGAUUCUUGAAAGAGGUAAUUUAUUUUUAUAUUUCAUCCAUUUUAUAUUGAAAAGUAUAUUUAAACAAAUAAUUUUUACUCACAGUGUUCCCUCAUCUAUUGCGGGGAUUAGGUUCCAGAUCCCCACCCCAACAUACCCAACAUCCCCAUCCAGCGAUAGGGGAAAAUCCGCAAAGUAGCAACCUUAUAUUUAAUUAUUAUUUUUAUAAAUUUUAAGGCUUUAUAAACUCUACCCACACCCUUAUAAACCUUUCUCACACUGUUAUUAACCUUUUCCACACACAAUUAAACACUUCCUGUGCUCUUAAACACUUUUUACGCUAUUAAACCUGCGUAAUUUCAUUGAAUGUAAAAUUCCACACAUAAAUCUGCAAUAGAAAAAUUAGAUAUACCCUGCCUUACAAGUAAAACAUCCCUGAUACAUUGAGACCGUAAAAAAGUGAACCUAGAUAUGGCGAGGACAAUUGUACAACAUUUGAGGAAUUUUUAUGUAUGAACUCUAAUUUUUGUGAAGUUGCAUCAUAUUACCAAAUAGAGAGAAUAAACAUAAAGCCUGACAUUUAUUAUCCAAAGCAAAUUCUUUAUUAGCCCCUUAAAAAUUACAAAACAAAAUAUCCUAGGCUAUCUCAAGAGGUCAAGUAAAUGAAAGAAAAUGUCUUUUCUGGGAUAAUUAAUAUUGAAUUUGGAAAUGUUACUAAACAUUUUCUAUAAUUUAAAGUUUGUUACUAGAACAACAUGCCAAUAUACAAUGAUUGAUGCUUUAUUUUAGAUCCUUUCCAGCCUAUUAAAUUUGCAGUUGUUACCCAGCCAGAGGUGGCUAAGGAGUACUUUUUGUCUAAUUAUGAGGACAUUAUUAUGGUCAGGCUUACAAAUUCUUCAUUGGUGAGUUGAAAUCAUAUAAGCUAACCAUAAUUAACCAUCAUUACUGUUUAUUUACUUAAGCCAAAUACAUCCAUCUUCACAUAUGUGGUAUAAGACAUCAGGGGUUGAGAGAUCAUCAAUAUGAUUUUUUUAUUUUGAUAAAAAAGCGAAUCUGGAAAUUAUUUUUUUUUAAUGUUUCAAAUGAAACAUUUUAUAUUUUAUAAUCAAACUAUGACAUGAAACAAAAGUUUAUGUAUUAUUAUAUGUAGAUCUUUUCGAGGAAAUUCAAAAUUAUAUAUACUGGUAAUAAAUAUCCAUACAUUUUUAAGCACUUACAUUUCAUCCCCAGUUUUAUCCCUAUGGGAAAAACAUAACCAGCUCUAAUCUCCUGACUUGGGCCAUACAGAACAAAGGAAAGGUUGGUAUUAUACAAUUCUUAAUUUAGAGUCUAAAAAAAAAUAUUUGUAAUAAAUGCCAUAUUGAAAAUUAAAGUAACCAAAAAUAAUUUUUCAUUUCUUUUUUCAUUUAUAUUCAGGAAAUAGUGAAAAGAUUAUCACCAGAAGGCUUGAAAAGUCAAACAUUAGAAUUUGAGAUGGAUAAGGGUCCAGCUUUCAUACUGUUUCAUCUGGAAAAUCCACUAUUUAAUAUUGAACAUGGUCUAAGAGUGGUGAGAGACGGGUUAGUUAGCAAUAAUGAGUUGAAGAAAUUUAAAUUGUUUAAUUCAGCUCUGAUUUUUAAAAAACAGUAAUUACAAUUAAUAUGUUAUCCACAUUCGUUUCUAUUUAUUAAAUUAAUAUUUUUAAUUUGUACAUAUGUAAGCAUUUGAUUGCCUUUGUACCUUGAACUCAGUUGUUUGUAAGCAUUAGUGAAAACAUACAUUAUUAUUGGAGAUUAUAGUUACGGUUUUUCAUUGUUCUACUCAUAAUUUAUUUUAUUUAAAUUUUUUAAACAUUUUCCUCAAUAGAUCCGAUGCCAAUGUAAUUAGUGAUAAUAGAAAUCUUAUUGAUUCUAACAAAGACGUAUAAUCUUACUCAGCUGAAAGUCAUCCUAAUAACAUUUACUAGUAUUUUUACAUAAAUAGAUGACUAAGCAUUUGUAAGUUGUAGUAUUUCGCUUCAGCUGUGUUUAAAAAACAAAUUUGUGUUCCUUCCUUUCCAGUUGAAGGAUGUUGUCCUAACGUACAGACAAUGUAUGCUUGAGACACCUUUCCAUGGUAUUCGUUCCGUCUGGACCAAAAUUAUUGCAAGAGACAUCAAACGCUACCAUUCCCUGACAUAUAUGUGUGACCAGCUGAAACAUGUUCACCGGCCUAAUGAGCGAUCCUGUUGUAUAUCAGCUGUCAUCAAACACUUGGAUGUAAAUAUUUUUUCCUUAAAUAAUGAACUAUUUAUUUUAUAUUAUUUCAUUUGUAUCGCACAAAGUCUCUUUGGUUGUUAAAAUAUUAAUAUUUUAAAAACUUAGGAUUCGCACUGUGUUGAUUGGUAGUUUUGUUAAUAAUUUAGCAUUAAGAAAAGAUAUUUACAGAAUAGAUGCUAAAUCAUUUAUCACAAAGUGAGUUAAAAUCAUUUCUAAAAUUAUUAAUUGUAUGCAGAAUUGAAUCUGUAAUCUUGUCAUAAUUUAUUAUUGGCAAUAAUCUUUUAUUAAGUUUUAGGUAUAUUUUAAAAUAGUGAUAUCACUGAUUUGGAGCAUUUUGUCUUCUUGGUGAUUUGUUCGUUAACACAUUUCAUUCUGAUUUGAACUGUGCAUAUCCUGAAAAUCUUUAUUAUCUGCUUUAUUUUUUCCAAACAGGUGAAUGGGAAAGUUUUCAAUAUCUGCUAUCAUAGUUUAGGUACAAGUAAUUGUAACUUACUUUUAAAACAUUUUCCUGUUGCCCUAAAACAUGUAGGAUCGUUCAGCUCAAGUUGCAGGCAUAUCCUACUUAGCUACAUUUUUGCAGCGCAGCUCAGUAUCUGCUGCCAACAAGAGGAAGAGUCACUCAGUGCAUCAGCUAACUGGGUCAAACCACCAUCCAAUGAGAAAUGGGUACUCAAUAUAAGCAAUGACGACCAUACUGUUUACUUUGUCAAAGAGAAUGUCAGCGCAGAUUCUGAAAUGCGACAUUCAAAUGACAGGUUUGUUCGGGAUCAUCUGGAACAUCUACCCAGGAGACUGUGUGAUAGGCUAUUGCUGGAAAAGCAGCAGGGGGUAAAGUCAUCGUCCCAUGAUGUAGAUUUGGAGUUUAGUGAUUCCAUUAGUCUUGAAGACAGAACAAAGCAGCUAACCCAAGUUGGAUGCACUAGUAAUAAAACAUUGAAUUUUUAUACAAUGGAUUCUAAGAAUCGUUGGAUGUUUUCUGAUGCUCUGGGAAUAGAGCCAUCGGCUGCCAUAAAUGGACCUACAGCUGUUUUAUUUGAUAAAGAGGUAAGGGGAAUGCUUCCUAUAAUUUAAUUUAAGCUUUUAUAUUUAACAAAAAAGGUUGAUACAGCAUCAUGUUAAAGUUAAGUUGCAGACUGUAAGUUUUUGUAAUCCAUUUUGUUAAUAUUUUUUAUUAUGACCCAAGGAUUUAAAAAAAAAAAAAUACAAAUCCAUAUCAUUGCUUUUUUUCUACCUAUUUCUUAUAUCUUGACUUUAUAAGAUUCCCUUUGUAUUAUUUUCAGAAUGAAGAACACUAUAUAAUGAAAGAAAACUUUACUUACAGCAAUACCAGUAAGUGCUUGUUUGAAAGUGAAUUACGUAAUUAAUUUUUACUUAUUUAGGGAAUGUUCUUAUGACCCAAGGUUUGAUAGGAGAUUUUGGCAAGUUUUCAUCUAAAUUCAUUAGUGUUUAUUCAACAGUGUCUUUCAUCAUUGACUUUGAACAUGGUCGGUUGAAGCGCCAUCUACAGUCUCAUAGCUUCCGGCAGAAUGAUUAUGCUGCUCCGGGCCAUGUUAAUGUUAAGGAAUUAGACUCACAGACUUUUCUAGAUGUUGUCAAGCCAUAUAAUAAAGUAUGUGUAUAUAUAUAAUUUAAUAAUAAAGUAUGUGUACAUAUAUGAUUUGAUAAUAAAGUAUGUGUAUAUUUAUAAUUUGAUAAUAAAGUACCUGUAUGUGUAUAACAUAAUUUGAUAAAGUAUGUGUAUAUAUAUAUAAUUUUAAUUGGAAAAAUAAAUAUAAACAUUUCAUUUAACUGCAAAAACAAAUUUAUUUAUUUGAUCUUUUCUAUGAACUUUAAUUGAUAUUUAAUUUUAACUUGGGGAAACCAGUUAUCCCCUUGUUUACAAUUAGAAGCAAUAAUUGAACUAAUUAAUCUGCAAUGCCAUCAAUUAUGAUUACCUUCAUUUAUAAGGUAUGUGAGUUUAGCCAGAAUUUUAUCUAUUGUUUUGUGGUCAAAUAGAGGAGAGCUUUAAUAUUUUGAAUUGUCUUCUAAUUUUAACAUAAAAUAUUGACUCAUUUCCUUUAUUUUCCAGGAUAUUGUUGUUUUAAUCUAUGCACACUGGUGUGGGUUUUGCCAGACCCUGAGUCACACAUUCCUGUCUCUUGCUCAGUAUUUUUCCACAUCACCUCAUAUUGUUUUUUCCAGGUAAGCUGCUUAUAUAAGGGUUGGUUUUUCGUUUUAAAAUAACCUAGAGUAAUCAUUUUCUUAAGUUUGAGACAGUAAUUUAUUAAAACAAUUUAAUUUUUAUUACAUUGGCAAUAAGCUUAUGCAAACUCUGUUAAUGCACUGUUUAUCUUUUCCAUGCAUUAUAAUUGGAAGGGGCAAGAACUUUGACAUGCUUAUCAAAAACUCCCAGCUUGGAAACAGCUGGUUUCUAUAAAAACAUUUAAAUGGAAGUUAUGCUGUUAUAGUGUUAUAAGUAACUACUUCAUAAUUUUCGAGACCAAACUAACCAAGUUCAGAUGAUAUUUAAAUAAUAGCAGUCAUGUACUUGGACCUCACUAUUUCUACUGCUUAUAUCAGAAUCAGCAGCAGCAAUUACCCUUUUAAUUGAUAUGACUAUAUAAACAAUAAAUUACAGAAUCAAUGGUGCAACCAAUGAUCUUCCGUGGGAGUAUACAUUUGAUUCCUACCCCACUGUCAUAUUUUUUCCUGCCAGACAGUAAGUUUUUGACCCAUCUUAUGUAUAACAUUGGUUUCUGUUCACAAGUUCUUUUGGGGUUUUGUUUGUGUGCCAGUUAGUAAGAGCAUGAUGUUGGGUAGUUUUGGUUGCUAGUUAAAUUGAUUUGUAUUUCACAAGGGAUCAUGCUUCAUUAUUAUUUAUUUUCUUUUACUACUUUGGCUUUGAUUUAACCUGUGUGUUUGGAUGAAGAUGGCACCAUUAUAUGUUUCAUUAAAUGCAUAACUGUUUAAAAUAUAACAAGUAACCAGCAUCCUUGCAAUGUCUCCCCCCUCCCCCUCCUUAUUUACCUACCUUAUCCCAAUAGUUUCACAGUUUCCUUUCUAUUGAUGGUGGUAGAAUUGUUUCUUAGAUCCGUUUAUUCAAAUAAAAAAUAAAUUUGAUACAUGAAAAAAAAAAAAUUUAUGAUUUAUAUUUUAUACAAGAAAGAAAUAACUUCAGCCAUCUAUAUAAUUGAAAUCAAAUAGUAAAGUCAUCAUUUUUUAAAUUAAAAUUUAUAAUUCUAUAUAAUAUAUAAUCAUCCUUAACAUGACCAACAAUUAUUUUAUAAGUGCAUCUAUGCAAGUAGUAUAAAUCCAGUCCCUUCUUGAAGUUUGCUUCCCUUUUUUUAGUUCUGUAACACUUUUAUAUUUCUGUUGACUUUUUUUCUUACCUUGACUUCCAUGGUACUUAGUGAACCCAAUGAUUUGUUUAUUUGGAAAAGAAAAAGGUAAGGGUUCGUAUAUCUCCUUGUAGCUUUUAAUGCACAGAUCGUGUUGAAACCUGUUUCAUAUCCCUUUCUAAAUUAUUAUUUUUUUUUAAUAAAGAAAGGAUAAAUACAGACCUGGUUACUCUAAUGAUUUUGUUGUACAUUGUACAAUAUUGAGAUGUCUUUUACUAUUGUGCGCUGAACCUGUCACAAUUAUGACCUGUUUGAAACAAUAUAUUCCUGCAGUUUUUAUGAAAAAAUCUACCAAAAAACAUUUUUGGUUGUUAGUUUUAGCUCCUUUCAAAUAUCGGUUAAUGGGCAAAUAUGAUGGGUUGGAGACCAUCUGAUAGGAGAGGGGGAGGGUUCACUUAUGAACGUAAGGUUGUGUAUGUGAGGGGUAGAUGGAAGGUAUCUAAUAAAUAUUUUUAAUGGCUAUAAAAUAACACAGCCAUGAUUUGUAAUGGUGAUUACAAUUAGUCAACAGUAAUACUUGCAUAGUCGCCCUAGUUUCAAAUUAAGUCAAUAUUAGCUUUUUUGUUUUUGUGCUUCAUGGCGGUAUAUUUUAAUUUUGUGACAUAAUUAUUUUCCUCUGACUGAAAUGCAGUGAUUGCAAAAAGGGAGAAAAUUACAGUUUAAAAAAAAAAAAAGGAAUUCUCCAAUGCUCUGUAGGCAGCAUAGAUUUUGACUUAUUUCAAAAGAACUAGUAAGUGGCCUUGGAAAUCUAUUUUUAGAAAACAGCUAUGCAAGUUUAAUAUGUCAUUUUACUUCCAGCACUCCUCUUCCCAUCUCCUAAUACAGCUCGUGGUAGUUUUUAGUCUAAUAUGUUAACAGAUAUAAAAUCAGGCUUCUAGGCUUAAUGCAGGGGUGCCAAAACCUUGGCAUAUCACAGUAAAUAUUGUGGCCUACAGGAUGUAUUACAAAUGGACUUAUUUCUUAAUUCAUUUAGCAAUUCUUUUUAUUCUUGGCAUCAACACACAUUUGAAAUAUAAUUUAUAUAAUUCAAAGUUUUGUUACAAUAUGCAUAAUUUUUUUGGGAAGAUUUAAAAAUAAUAGAUUGAAAUAAGUAAUCUCGAAUCUGAAAUAAAAAUUAUAAAACAAUUUUACUGUUAGUAACUAAUAAUAUGAAAGUAUUUAUAUAAACACAGCUAGCUAAUUUUCCCACUAGCAUUCCAAUGGGGUAAAAAUAAUGCAAAUUAUAUUAAGUGAUACGCAUAAGUGAAUCCCUGCAUUUUGAUUUUAUAAAAAAGAAAUUUGCCCUCCCCAAACCCCACUUUUGCUCAGGUGACUUAGGCUACCGUCCUCUGCCUCUCCCAGCCAUUUCAAUCUAUCAAACUGGCAAAGACGGGCACCUGUUUAGUUGCAAUAAAGCAAUGUGUAUAUUUAUAUAUAUAUAUAUAUAUAUAUAUAAAAGAAACAGUCAUCUACUUUGGGAUGUGACUUCAUUAGACAUAGGAUGUAAAUAGUUAUUGUAUACAUUAUUCUGUAUGUUUAUUCACUAGUAAGAUAUGGAAUUGUAUGAUUUUGAGAUGGUAAAUAACUUUUCUGACAAAAUAUUGUACUAUUUUGGAAGUUCCAGGGUAACCAGGUCUGUAAAUGUAUGAAUUUAAAUUACAAUCUUAAGUAAAUAAUGUUGUACAAUGAUAUGCUAUUUAUAGAAUUAAAUAUAGUCUUAAAAGCUUAACAAAAGUAUAAAUUAAAAAAAAAAAAUUAAAACUUAAAAAAAGGAAUCAUAAAACCUAAAAAAAGGAAAUCAUGAAGAAUUUAAUAUAUUCUAUUACAAAUGUUCAAUGUUAUUGACAUUUUCGGUUCGGCUUUCAAUAAAACCUUAAUUUGUUACUCCAAAACAUUUUAAAUGGCUACUUAUCUUAAGGUGUGAGCAAUUUAUGUAGAUAAAACAAUUUUUAGCUUCUUUUAUAUUUUUAGUUUUGUGCUUUUUCACAGCCUAACAUCUUUUUGUUAGUAAUUUUCUCAAAUAGUACUAAUCCUUUCAUAUUUAUACGUGUGUAUGUAUUCAGAAAUUUUGACAGUCUCAUGACACAAUGUUAUAUCAGUUUAGAUUAAAAUUUAAAUGAUACAAAUUUUAAAAUAAACGUUUUUUAUAAAUUGGAAGUAAAAGAAAACAACAAUUAUAAUUUAUUUGCACAGUAGAAUAUCAGGGGCUCUAAAACUCAAACAAUUAUAGACUGCAUGAGUAGAGUUCGAUUCUCCAUGGUGUUAUUCGUCCAUCAACAUCGACUAGGACCAUCCAGUCAUCCGGUUAGGGGGGAGGGUGGGUUAUGGUGAGUUUGUAGGUGGCUUGCUUGUCUGAUCCAUGCUCAGAAUAAUCUCUGGCACUGUGGGCAGGGCUAGCCUGCAUGUCUCAGCUGUGACUAUCCUACUGGCUUCAUGAUAUUUAGCCCCUUUCUUGACAGCUGAUCACCACUUGGCCCUGUCCUGGUCUGUCAGCACCCAUUCAGUAGGGUUGAUGCUGAAGGCCUUUAGUGCCGCUUUCAGUGAGUCUUUGUAACACUUAUUUUUAACUUCCUUGGGAGCGCUUGUCUGUCGUGAGUUCUCCGAAGAAUAUCUGUUUAGGGGAAUACACACCUAAAAACAUUAUUAUUAAGCAUUGUCUCUUAUUAUUUUGUGGGUUAAGGGAAGUUUAGUACUGAUUAGUGUCAUUAUAUUCUUUUCUACUUCUACUCAUAUGCUUAUUCAUAUAAAAGAUUUUCUCCCCACUUGCUCUAUUUGUCAUCCACACAUUUUGUAUGCACUAAUUUCUUUUUUUAAUAUUUCCUGUUCAAUGCUGUGCAUUUAUAUUAAAUAAUAAAAACUUUGACAACAGCAAAGUACACAUUUUAUUGUAAAAACCUUCCAGGAGAUCAGUAAAAACUUUAUUUUAAUUUUUUGUUAGGCAUGUGUAUGUUUUCUUCUUUUAAUCGCCCCGGAAAAACGUUUACCUUCAAAUGUAUGGAAACUAAUUCUUCAGUUUAAAAAUUUAAAAUAAUAAAAAUACAUAUUUUAUACUUUUUCAUUAAAAUACACUUAAUUUCAUCAAUAAAUUUUAAUAGCUUUUAGUUUUAACUAUGAUUGAAAAAAACACCAGUAUAAAAUUUUUUUUUUAUAAGUCAUUGCCAGUAUAAAUGUGAUUAUUUUUUUGGCUCUCAGCUGAACGAUUUUCAAUGUAACUGAUUAAGAAACUCACUAAGUUCAUUGGCCAGAAUCUUUAUGAAAACUUAGAAACCUUGUUUGUUGUGAUUUGACACCAGAGAGGUAAAAAUCUGAUGAUUGUCUUAAUUCUGGUUUUAUGAGCAAUUUUCUUUGUAGACUACUCCCUACAUGUAUUUAGAAUAGGGUGACCAAACAUCCUGUAAAAAUGGGAUUGUCCCGUUAUUUCACGAUCGUACCUGGUGUCCCGAAAAAGUAUCUCGGAACGCCUAAAUGUCAGUUUCUCAAACCAAACACAUUUUCAAACACUAAAACUUCCUAAUUUAUAAUAUAACUUCAAGCAAUACUUUUGCUAGCUGUGUAUCCAGUGCAGUAGUGAUGUGUGCUCGCGUGAUGACUACACUGUUCCCCCUGCACCACUCUGCUGACACUGCAAAAUUAUUGUUUUUGUUUAUGAUAUGCCUCAGAGUUAAAAUUAAAUGUAAAAAGUGAUGGUAAAUUUAAAAAGAUUUCAAAGUUUCAAAAUAGUUAAAAUGAGCAUAUUUUAAAAAAACAGUUUCCGGCGGAGGCCCCCAGACCCCUCUUAAGCUGGAGGCAGAGGUGUAGUGAAAGUGUUUGGCACCCUGGGAUAACAUUCGCGCCCAGGGACAAGAUUCAUUUUAAAGCGCCCCCCUUUUCUCUUUUUAAAUUCUCAAACCCAUUAUUUUCAUCAAUAAAAUAAUGUCAAAGCACAUUUUGGUGCCCCUAACUAGCUGGCGCCUGCCUCCCUUAGCCACGCCUCUGUUUGGAGGGUAUCCCCUCAAACCCUCAUUGGGUGUGUCCCAUUUUUUUCAAUUCAUGAUUUGGUCACCCCAAUUUAAAAGCAAAAUCUCCUAAUUCGACCACCCCCUCAGUGUGUGUAUAAUAUUUGGAUGAUCCCCUGCCCCCCUCUAUAUAAUUUACUGUCUUUGCUAACUAACAAUCACCCACAACUUGAUAUCCUAGAGAAAAAAAAUUAAUUAUCGAUCACUUUUUAUUGGUCUUUGUCACAAUUUAUUACUCCAAAAAGAAAAAAAAAUUGGUUAAUGGGACACAUAUUAGGAUAAAGUUUUUUUUACUAGUUUAAAUAUAGAAAGCUAUUCAAAAGUGUAAUAGGGGGAGGUGUGCUUUCAGGUUGAUGCAAUAUGAAAUAUAACAAGUUUUGUCAUCUUUCAGGUUUUCCCCUUCUCUGCAUGCUAUAUUUCAUAAAGUUGUUUAAAAACAGAAUUUUCUAAAAAAUUUGUUACAUCAAACCUUUCGAUUAAAAAUACAUAAUCUGGCCAAAACUAAGUUCAUAAAUUAAUAGUAAAAGAACAUAAUAGGUAGAUAUUGCUCUUUAUUAAGGUGAUAGAUUCACAAUUCAAAAACACAGCUGAUGAAAAGUGUAGUUAUUUAAAUGAAAACGAAAAAAAAAUUAUUGGUUUAUCGAAUGAUAUAUAUUAUUCACUUCUUAAUUUUAGUAGAGUUUAUACAUAAUUUGUAAACUUAGCUUUUAACCUCUUUCAGAGUCUUCAUUAGGUGUGCUCCAGUAAGUGCUAAGUAGCGCUGACUAUUUGAAUUUUUAUUGUAACUGAAUAGCAUUCAAUUUGAACUCACUUAAAUCUUGUAUUCUUCACAUUUAGAGAGAUUCAUUCCACUAUUCUCUUUUUUUUUCUUGAAGCUGAAAAAUAAUAGACUAUAUGUUAGAAUUUCAGCUUUGUAAAUGUUACAUAUAAAUUUAUUUACCUCAUUAUGUGCCUUAACUUUCUUUUUCAAAUAAUUUCUUGUCACACCUAAUUUAUGGAAAUUAUUGCAGUUAGUUUCUAUUUACCAUACAUAUUUAAGUGUUUGACUGGGACUUAGAAUCACUAUAUACUUAUAUAUAUUUGGCUUUAAAUAUUUGUCUACUCUGCUGACAUAUCUUCUUUUACUGUAAGAUUGAUUUUUAUUAUUUAUUUAUUUUUUGUUACAAAAUUUGAAAAUUACUUCUGAUCUAUUUUUGCAUUUUCUUCUUAAUUACUUUUUCUGAAUAACUGUUAAAAGUUAGAACUAAUGUACAUUAUUCAGUAAAUAUAAAAUUAGCAUCAGCAAGCACAUAUCAGUUUUUUGCAAUUACCCAUAUACAUAACAUUUCAUAGAUUCAAUAUUGCAUUUCAUAUCAUUUCAGGAAGUCUGAUAGCAUAUUGUUUCCCAAAGAAAAGGAGAAAUCUUUGACCAAUCUUGUGAGGUUUGUGCUUCACCAUGCCACACAUGACACAAAGCUCCACUUGGCUGCAGAUGUAUGCUCCACUUCCUGCAUCAAGAGCAACAUUCAGAGGUGUACCUCACUUCUGCAGGAGCUGAGGCUAAGGCAAGCGAGGCUUCAGAGGAGACUUAGCGCUGCCAUUAGUUCUAACAGGGGUGACAAUUAUUUUAACAAGUUAGGUUCUGACUAUAUAGUUUCUCAGCUGCAGUCAGUGAGGACACAGGUGUUGACAGUGGAAAAACUUAGGGCAUUCUUGGAGCAACAAGGGGAAAGCAUUAACAAGCAGGAACUGUUUGAGUUGUUUUCAGUGGCAAAAAAUUCUUUUGUAUGAAAUUAUUAUUGUCUUUAAUUAAUGAUAAUAUUUGCUUUUAAAUUUUAGGUCAGCCUUUUUUGACAUAAAUCAUCUCAGUAAGUUAGAAAUGCACCAAGUAAAAGGAUUUAUUUAAAUCAUCAUCACAUCCAAAUAGCAGAGAAUGUUGUGAUUUACUGAUAAAUUACAAUAUUUUAAGAUUUAUAUGUGUUAAUAACAGUUUUAAUAAUUUGCCAAACAUCAUUUGGACUGGACACAUCUUAGUAUUAUCAAUUAAUGACUCAGUAUAGAAGAUUUCUUUAAAUGAUGAAUUGUUUUUUCAUGAGUGUUUUAGAAUAAUACAAGUGCCUGAGUAAGCCCUGAAAUUCUCAAAUUUUUCUUAAACUAAGCUUAAAGUCAAUUGCUAUUCGGUUACUGAG